AUGCGUCAGGUGGAUCCAGAGGUACGUAAUUUCCUCCGAGAGUUGCUUGAUUUCUUCACGCAUCUUGGCAAUUUUCCGCCCGUCGCUGACCCCCGAUUGGUAACCUCGGUAAUAGCAUGCAACGAUGCCUACGUUCCCCGGGAGGAUGUUGUUCCUCUCGGUGUAGUCUUCCCUAACUCUGAAAUUCGGUACCUUCCCCAAUCAGGUCACGUCAGUACCUACGUCAGAAACGCCCUCUGGAACCAAGACUUCCGUCACUCAGGCGCGACUCGAGUGUCACGCAUCCCCUCCCAACCUCCACCACCGCACAGCGCCGAACCACUUGCUUCAGUUGAUUUUGUUUCUAGCCACGCGCGUCGAUGGCUUGCGCACUUCUAG
This is a messenger RNA of Mesocestoides corti, 378 nucleotides long. The record is from the annotation of a GenBank genome assembly. Lineage: Eukaryota; Metazoa; Platyhelminthes; Cestoda; Cyclophyllidea; Mesocestoididae.